GCUGCUGAAUUUGGAACUCUGACAGUAAUGGCAUAUGACAGAUACGUAUGUAUUUGUAAGCCUUUACAUUACAAUAUCAUGAUAACCAAUAGAAAAGUAAAAAUUGUCAUACUUGUCAUUUGGAUGGUUUCGUUCAUAGAAGUUGGAGUUUUGUUGUCUUUUACUGUUCAUUCAAAGUUUUGUGGGGCUGUUAUCAACAAAGUUUCUUGUGAUAACAAUCUUGUGGUUGAACUUUCUUGUUCACCAAACAGAACGUUGUCAUAUAUUUACGAUGUUGUUUUUGGCCUUCUUUUCACCGUCACUUUUCCUCUCAGUUUCAUUUCAUACACAUAUGUUAGAAUUAUUGCUGUGUGCUUAAAAGCUUCCAAAGAGACCAGAAUGAAAGCGUUUGAUACCUGCACUCCACAUUUUGUUUCACUCAUGAGCUUUGUCUUUGCCUGUUUUUAUAACCUGAUCAGUCAAAGAUUUGACAUGACAUUUGUUCCUUAUGAACUGCAUGUUAUUUUCUCAUCGUAUUUACUGAUAAUUCAACCUCUUUUAAAUCCAAUGAUAUAUGGUCUUAAGUUAUCAAAGAUUAGGCAUGCUUUUAAGCUUUUUUUAAAAUUAAAACAUUAA
Messenger RNA from Plectropomus leopardus (leopard coralgrouper), 615 nucleotides. NCBI's taxonomy places the organism in Eukaryota, Metazoa, Chordata, Actinopteri, Perciformes, Serranidae. The record is from RefSeq and is a predicted model, not a curated record.